Messenger RNA from Pieris rapae (cabbage white), 554 nucleotides. RefSeq lists its product as uncharacterized. The transcript has a single exon. The record is from RefSeq and is a predicted model, not a curated record. NCBI's taxonomy places the organism in Eukaryota, Metazoa, Arthropoda, Insecta, Lepidoptera, Pieridae. The coding region runs from base 1 to 528 and encodes 175 amino acids.
AUGACUAUGAUUGCGUUAGAGCCAGAACAGCCGAGGCCAGCGGAAGAUUGUGUACUGAAAAUGGAACCAUCUAGUUCACAGAGAACAUUAACUCGUUCGAGUGCGAUUAGCCAGAAGUCGGUUGACAUUACAGUAUAUCCGGAAAGUUCUAAUAAUCCUUUACAUAGAUCAAAACUAGCUCCUGUGAGAUCUGCAUCAGAUUCUCAAUCAUCGGGGAAAAAGAUUUUGAACCUUAGGAAGACUAAGAAUUCUUCAAUAGAGUCAACGAUGAGUCUCCCAAAUCAGAAGUCUUUAGAGAAGAAGCACAGCACCCUUCGUCACCAGCAAUCUAUUGUGGCCCAUUCAGACAUCACGCUAAGCACACAACCAACCAUGUCUGAUGACAGAAAAGCACUGCGAGAAGCUUUAUACCAGGGUAUAUUCCAUAGGCACAGGCGGACAAUAUUUGCCGUCGGUUCGUUCCUUAGGAUGCUAAGAAGCAAAACGUCCAAUUAUGACUCUAUUAGAUCAGAAUCAGAUGAAAUUUAGCAGAUAACUUAGUUUUUAGCAGAUAA